Zootoca vivipara (common lizard) is the source of this 4547-nucleotide messenger RNA. RefSeq names its product abhydrolase domain containing 10, depalmitoylase (gene ABHD10). NCBI's taxonomy places the organism in Eukaryota, Metazoa, Chordata, Lepidosauria, Squamata, Lacertidae. Gene Ontology annotation, biological process: protein depalmitoylation. Gene Ontology annotation, cellular component: mitochondrion. Gene Ontology annotation, molecular function: hydrolase activity, hydrolyzing O-glycosyl compounds; palmitoyl-(protein) hydrolase activity. The record is from RefSeq and is a predicted model, not a curated record.
UCGCUUCCUCGCCGAGCGGCCCGAGGGGAAGGGGCGCGCGCGCGCGUGUCUGCGCUGGAGGGCGAUGGCGGGGGCGGCGAGAGUCCUGUGGCGGGAGAGCCGCCGCCGCCGCUGGGGCCCACAGGCCGCUCAAGCGACGGCGCUGGUGGGCUUCCCUCAGUUGCCGGGUUGCAGACAAAAAUCCUCACACAGUUUACUUAGCCGUCCUGAUAAUCCAAACCUAGCCUAUCACAAGCUAAAAGGCAAGAAUCCUGGGGUUGUCUUCCUCUCAGGUUUUCUUUCAAAUAUGAAUGGCAACAAGGCACUUGCACUCGAAGAAUACUGCAAAUCAGUGGGCCACGCUUUUGUAAGGUUUGACUACAGAGGCUGUGGAAGUUCAGAAGGCGAUGUUAAAGAAUGUACAUUGGGAAAGUGGCGGAAGGAUGUACUUUCAGUAUUGGAUGAACUCACACAAGGACCACAGAUUUUAGUUGGUUCCAGUUUGGGCGGAUGGUUGAUGCUUCAUGCUGCAAUUGCUCGUCCAGAGAAGGUGGCUGCGCUAGUUGGAGUAGCUGCAGCGGCAGACUAUCUAGUAUCAACUUAUCAACAGCUUCCUGUAGAGUUAAAAAUGGAAAUUGAAGAAAAAGGUGAAUGGAAGGUGCCAACCAAGCACAACGAAGAAGGGGUUUAUUCUGUGCCAUAUGGACUCAUCCAGGAAGCAGAAAAUCACUGUGUGUUAACUAGCCCUCUUCCCAUAAAAUGUCCUGUGAGGCUUAUCCAUGGCAUAAAAGAUGAGGAUGUCCCGUGGGAGACUUCUAUGAAGAUUGCAGAACGCGUUGUUAGCACAGAUGUGGAUAUUAUUCUCCGCAAAGCUGGUCACCAUCGGAUGAAAGAGAAGGAAGAUAUCAAACUUAUCGUAUACACAGUGGAAGACUUGAUUGAGGAGCUCACCACUUAGCAUGAAUUCCCUAAUGAGAGAAGCAGAGGUAGUUUACAUGGGCUCUGUUGCUCAGUUGGGGCAGCAGGACAUUUCAGAGGGUAACUGGUCAGCUAGAUGCACUUGGAGCCCUACCAUGGUUUCCUUGCUUAGUUUUCUUCUCUUUUUUGUAAAUACUCUUAACGAUGCAUUUGCACAAGUAAUAAUGUGAAGAAAAUGCUGCUGUUUAAACCCUUCUGCUCAAUGCAAAUCACCACUGACCUUUUAUGCAACAUACAUUUCCUAUAUUUUUAUACCCGGGUAUUUUUGUGCCAAUGAUUAUUACUUGCAGUAUGGUGUGACUUUUUCACCCUUUUGUACACCUUAAAAAUAAAUAUGCAUUGUAAAGUUUUCCCACUUGAGUUGUGAAAUAUAACUUGACAGUCAAACUUUCUAGAAAUGUACCUGAAAUAUAUGUGCAAUGUUUGUUAUUUCUAGCAUGAAUGAAUGCACCUGGUUUUCAUAGUGUAGACAGAAUUAAAAGGUAAGGAGAAUGCAUACUUAAUAUUGAAUUAUUUAAAAUGGGUUUCAAUUAUUGAUGUACUUCCUAUAAAGGAGUUACAUGCCACUGGAACUGUUCCUUAUUAUUUUUUAACUCAGUCACCAAAGGAAAAGCAAAAACAAGUAUCUUUCCACCAAAGAAAGAACAUGUGUUGGAGGAAUUUCACGUUCAGAAGCCUAAACACAACCGGAAAUUACAAUGAAUGAGGCUUGAUUCCAGCUGUGUGUAGGGCCUAGUAUUUAAGUGUGCUUUACAUGUAAACAAGUCAAAGAUUGCUGUUCCUUUUUGAUAAACUUCCGCAGGUAGUCUGCCAAAGAAGAUCAGAUUUGUAAUGUGAACUUUUGUGUAAUUUCACACGCCUGAUCUUGUGGUUGUCAAUGCUUCCAUUUGCCAGUGGUGAGGAUCGUCAGACUUUCCAAAAAAACAAGACCUGGUUUGCAGAUAGAAUUGUGUUAUAGGAAUUGCUCUGUGCUGGUUAUAAGAUUGUUACUAGAUAAUACUGUUAGACAUGUAGUCUUGAGGAAGCCAUUCACCAUGGAAUCCUAAGGUUAACGUUUCUCAUUGUUCUUGGUUUUUAACUACACAACAUACCCUUUCUUAGGUGAGGGGAAGCAGGUCUUUUAUCAUUCAUUCCUAAUAAAAAACAUUUUAUAUAAAGUUCAUUCUAAUAUUAAAAGAUUUAUACUUGAAGCCACAUUUCUGCAGCAGAAAGGCAGUAUUACUAGAUCAUGCAACUAAAGGUUCAAAUGUGGGGUGACCUAUUAUGUUGUGAUUCUUGGUUAUAAUCAAAAACCUUAGCGGUUGGUUCAUGUUGCUGGUUAUUGCAGGUAGAAUUGCCCUGACUAUAUGACAUUUCUUUAAAGGAUAUGCUCCCUGUGUACGCAGAGGGCUGUUUCACUGGAUUCUAAUCAGUGUGUGAAAUGCAGAAAAGUAAAACCUUUACUGAAUAAUAUAUGGAAGAAAUAAGUUCUAAAUUAUGGUGUGGUUUUUUGCAGCGUUUAACCAGAUCUUACAUUAAGUUCUUACAUGUGGAAAACCCUACCAUCUCAGAAGGUGUUAUUCCCAUUGAGACUCUUCAGCAAUUGAGAGUUCAUUGGUGCACCUUAAGGAUUCUCAACACAGCAUUUCACAUCUCUAGGGAAGAGGAUGCCUUUAAUUGCAAGGUUGCAAACGUAGUUUUUCAACUUGAGAAUGUGAUGGUGCAUGUCAACACUAGCCUGGGUGACCUGAGUUUGAACCUGUCGAAUAACAUAAGCAUAAGUCUGUAGUGCACCUGUAGUUUUCUGUAAAAUAAAAAAAUUCCUUCAGUAGCACCUUAAAGACCAACUAAGUUUUUAUUUUGGUAUGAGCUUUCGUGUGCAUGCACACUUCUUCAGAUACAGUUUUCUGUAGUUUUCUGGAUGACAUUGAACCAUCCUGUAAUCAAGAAUAUUGAAUAAGUACAUCUGAGGACAUUUAUUAUUAUUUCUGAGUACUUGAUAUGAGAACUGUCGCUGAUAAUAUCUAUAUUUGGCUACAACCAGUUAAUACUUAUGAGGUACAAGAAAAAGCCUUUUAUCAUAGCCCUUUAUGCAAUUGAAGAGUUGCCUUUUUCAAUUUGGGUAGAUUUUGUAUCAGCUCUUGGUUUCUUCUAUCUUGCUGUUGUAUAUCUCCACAGCUACUUGUGCUGGUGAGAGGUUGGAGCAUAGAGAAUGGUCCCAUACUAUAGAAAGUCAAUGAUAAAACAGUUAUCUCAAAUUUAUAUUAAAAGAAAUGCCAUAUACAUGGAAGUGCAUGUGUAGUAGAAACUUGUUUUAGGUGCUAGAAAUUAAUCCACCAUAUGGGCUUUGAAAGGAAUAAAAUGACGCUGUCCAAACUAUAACCUGAAUUGAACUGUAGUGACAAAAAGUAGCUCUUCGUUAACAUUCUUAUGCAAUUAUUCAAUACGUUUAAUAAUAAAAAGGAGAUGCUGUUCUGAAGUGUGUUUUUAUACAAUAUACGACACUAUCCAACUAGACAAUUGAAUGGCUUACCUAUAAAGAGUUUUGAGUGGGAUGUUUUACUCCUCAAGCAGCUAAACCACUGCAGGACUUUGUCCUCUGAAUUUCUUUCCUCCUCCCCUGACUUAAAACAUGCUUACAUUUUUCAUAGUACUUUUUCUGGUUUAGUCGAAUGGCCGUGCUAAAAUUACUCUGGUGCAGACUGUAAAGGAGUGGAAUGUCCGUCAUAGUGUAUAUGCAAUGCUCUUGACUGGACCAUUGAACCAGUAGUAAGAAAAAGGUCAGCUGAUUACUUACUACAGGCCUGGAGUAUGGCCUAUGCUUUUCAUACAUAUCUUGGAAGCAAGUUCAGUGGCAGCCUGAGGCAGCACUGGCUGCUUGUUCCAGUAUAAAAUGUUACUGAGUAACCAGUUCACCAUGUUCCAAAUGUGUAGAUCUAAUCUUAUGCUCCUGAUAGUAUGUUGAUUUUUGCUUGCCUAUAUAUCAGUUCCUUCAGGAAAUUCAGAUCCUAAAGUGGUUUAGAUUCUAUACACAGAUUACCAGCAAUAGUUCUUCCCUACAGCUUUAUAAUCUGAACGACUACGUCAGGGGAAGGGGAGAGGACAGGGAAGCAAAAAUGGAAAAUACUUUUUCAUAAAACUACAUAAAUGUUUAUUGAUAAGGUGCAAGAGACAAUUCUAGGAGUGAAGAAACCAGCUGGCAUUUCAUCCCAGCGAAGAUGAGAGUGGACAUUGUCAAAGCUUACUGCAGUCAAUAACUGCUGAAUAUUUUUUCUUCUUCAUUGGAAAUAAAGCUUGAAAUUCAAAAUGCAUUUUGAAUUAACAUGACUUUAAGAAUCCUUGUGUAGUGAUUACAGUGUUGUGCAGUAGCUAAAAAGGUAAUAUUUAACAUCUAUGAGUCAGUCUUUGGAAGAAGCUGCUACCUCACAAUCGUAUCCUUAUCUGAACUAGUGGUAUAACACUAGUUUGCUUUACUUUGUAUUGGUGACAGAGGAAUGUGAGAUCCCUGUUGGACUUCACCAAAGGCCUAUUGAAUCCAGCAUCCUUUUAUCUACAGUAGCCAACCAGUUGCCUAACAAAUGCACAUAAGCAGGAAAUGAGAGCAAUGUAUA